GAGGUGAAGCUCUGACGAUGGAGAAUGGACAAGGCACAGGCUCCAAGCUUGGCCUACCGCCUCUCACCCCAGAGCAGCAGGAGGCACUACAGAGGGCGAAGAAGUAUGCCAUGGAGCAAAGCAUUAAGAGUGUGUUGGUGAAGCAGACCAUAGCCCAUCAGCAGCAGCAACUCACCAACCUGCAGAUGGCAGCAGUGACAAUGGGCUUUGGAGAUCCUCUCUCACCUUUACAAUCGGUGGCAGCCCAGCGGCAGCGCGCGCUAGCGAUCAUGUGUCGGGUGUAUGUGGGCUCCAUAUACUAUGAACUGGGUGAGGACACCAUCAGGCAGGCUUUUGCUCCCUUCGGCCCGAUCAAGAGCAUUGACAUGUCUUGGGAUUCGGUUACAAUGAAACACAAGGGGUUUGCUUUUGUGGAGUAUGACGUGCCAGAGGCUGCUCAGCUGGCUCUGGAGCAGAUGAACUCUGUCAUGUUGGGAGGACGAAACAUCAAGCGGGAUGCCCAGCGGCGCAUGGCGUCGCUCUAUACUCUCAGUUUGCUGAUGAUGGGCUGCGUCUGGUUGGUUGGGCGGCCAAGUAACAUCGGUCAGGCGCAACCCAUCAUUGACCAGCUUGCAGAGGAGGCGCGCGCCUAUAACCGGAUCUACGUGGCAUCUGUCCACCCUGACCUGUCAGAUGAUGACAUCAAAAGUGUGUUUGAAGCUUUCGGGCGGAUCAAGUCUUGCACAUUAGCCAGAGACCCCACCUCAGGGCGACACAGAGGCUUUGGCUUCAUCGAGUAUGAAAAGCCUCAGUCAGCCCUGGAUGCUGUGUCUUCUAUGAACCUCUUUGACCUGGGGGGUCAGUACCUACGGGUUGGCAAAGCAGUGACUCCGCCCAUGCCCUUACUGACCCCCACCACCCCCGGUGGGCUGCCGCCGGCUGCAGCUGUGGCUGCAGCGGCAGCCACCGCUAAGAUAACGGCCCAGGCAAGUAUGAAUCCCUUCCAAAGGGAUUUAAUGGCCUUCCAGGGUUACUCCAGUGUGGACAGGCAGUGGUUAGCUGUGGAUCUGGAGGCUGUAGCUGGUGCGUCAGUCUUGGGAGCGUUGGCGGCGCCCCAACUUCUCAGUCAGCAAAUGGGCAUCCCUCAGGCUGUAAUGGCCGCCCAGGCACCAGGUGUCAUCACAGGUGUGACUCCAGUGCGUCCUUCCAUACCAGUGAUUCCCCAAGUCGGUUUAGUGAACCCAGUGCUUGCAUCCCCACCAGUCCUGUCUAACCAAGUAGGUAGCGCCAGUCAGCAAGAGAAAAAGGAGGAGAAAGAGGAGCUGCUCCAGGAUGGCACAGGGCAGGAGAUGCUGAGUGACCAGGAGCACAUGAGCAUCUCGGGCAGCAGUGCCAGACACAUGGUGAUGCAGAAGCUGCUCCGAAAGUCAGAGUCCACAGUGAUGGUGCUCCGAAACAUGGUCGGGCCGGAAGACAUUGACGACGACCUGGAGGGAGAGGUGACGGAGGAGUGUGGGAAGUUCGGCACGGUCAACAGAGUCAUCAUUUACCAGGAAAAGCAAGGGGAGGAGGACGACGCCGACAUCAUAGUCAAGAUCUUUGUAGAGUUUUCCAUGGCCUCGGAGAUGAACAAAGCCAUCCAGGCCCUCAACGAUCGCUGGUUCGGUGGUCGCAAAGUGGUUGCAGAGGUGUACGAUCAAGACCGUUUUAACAGCAGCGACCUCUCUGCGUAAAAUGUCUGAAAUGGGGCCCCGCGUCCACCCCCCGUCACCCAGCCAUUUCAGCCAUAGUCACUGCAGCUAAAGAUGAGGGCCUCCAAAACUUGUAAUUAUGUUUUUAUCUUUCUUUUUUUUAAACACUGUUGAUAUUAAUGUUAAAAGCUCCAUCGGGGAGAGGGGUCAUUGAGAUAUUUGUCAGAUUUUUGCUUUGUGAUCUGUGAAAACUCCCUUUUGGUGCAACUUUAAAAAAUUUUGUUUUGUAAUCCAUCUCGUAAAAUGUUUAGUUUUUCCUGCUUUAGCUCCUUCUUUUUCUGCUGUGAACUUGCCAAGACAUGUAAACACUUGUUUCUACAAUAAAAGGUUAUUGUUUGUCCACAAAAA
This is a messenger RNA of Menidia menidia (Atlantic silverside), 2078 nucleotides long. The record is from the annotation of a GenBank genome assembly. Lineage: Eukaryota; Metazoa; Chordata; Actinopteri; Atheriniformes; Atherinopsidae.